UCAUCAACCAUUGUUGCGUGUUUGGUUAUCUCUCUUGUCUCCUUCUCUCUUUCUUCUUCUCUCUUUACCUAAAUCAAGGGAUUUGUUCUGAUCAAAAAAAACUUUUUUUGAACAGAAUUAAAACAACAAAUCCCUAGAAAAAUCUUCUUCUUCUUCUUCUUUUCACCCUUUUAUACGAAACCGAUCUGUGACAAUUUUCAUUUUUUGGAGGAGAAGAAGCUUUUUUGCAUAAUUGGUGGCAACAAUACAAAUCUCAUUUGAUCUGACUUUUUCUGUUGAAGGUGAAAGACAUCUGAGAAAUGGGCUCUGAGCAGAACAACAGCACAAGCUUUCCACCAACAGAGCCGAAGCUCUGCGAUAACGGAUGCGGGUUCUUCGGUUCACCGUCGAACAUGAAUCUUUGCUCGAAAUGUUACAGAAGCCUAAGAGCCGAGGAAGAUCAAACCGCGGUAGCGAAAGCUGCGGUUAAGAACUCUUUAAAGCUUCCGUCUUGCAGUAUUAUUGCACCGGAACAAAAGCAGCCUCUGGAACUUAAACCAGCGCCUGUGGAAACCGUUGUUGUAGCCGCUGAGCCGUCUUCUGUACCUGUUGUAGCCAACGCGGAACAGGACGAGGCAGAGCCGUCGAGACCUGCGCGACCGAACAGGUGUUUCAGCUGUAACAAGAAGGUUGGGGUAUUGGGGUUUAAGUGCAAAUGCGGUAGCACGUUUUGCGGGAAUCACAGGUACCCCGAGAAGCACGAAUGCAGCUUCGAUUUCAAAGAGGUUGGACGUGACGCAAUCGCAAAGGCGAACCCGGUGAUUAAGGCGGAUAAAGUCCAGAGGAUUUGAAAAACAAAAAAAAAAAAAAACACUUUGUUCUUUUCUGCUCUUAAGUAUUUCUUUGUCUUCUGCAUUUGAUCAGUUUCUCCCGGGAAUGUUAAUGUUGAUGUGAUCAUGUUCGAUGUUUGGUUUCCAUGAAUCAAAAAUGAAAAUUGCUGCUCUUGGUUUCCUCUUAAAAAUGGAGUCUCUUUGCUCUUGUAAAACUAGACAAAACAUGAGAUUUGAAUCUACUUGCUUUUCUUC
Molecule: messenger RNA, 1064 nt
Organism: Capsella rubella
Lineage: Eukaryota; Viridiplantae; Streptophyta; Magnoliopsida; Brassicales; Brassicaceae
Product: zinc finger A20 and AN1 domain-containing stress-associated protein 7
Exons: 2
Coding region: 300-830 (176 amino acids)
Biological process (GO): proteasome-mediated ubiquitin-dependent protein catabolic process
Molecular function (GO): zinc ion binding; DNA binding
Source: RefSeq, a predicted model, not a curated record